Molecule: messenger RNA, 1056 nt
Organism: Triticum turgidum subsp. durum (durum wheat)
Lineage: Eukaryota; Viridiplantae; Streptophyta; Magnoliopsida; Poales; Poaceae
Source: the annotation of a GenBank genome assembly
AUGGCGUCCUCUCCCUCCGCCUUCUUCCCUCCGAAUUUCCUCCUCCACAUGCAGCAAGCACCGCCGCAGCAUGACCCCUCCCAAGAACACCACCAGCAGCACCACCACCACCACCACCGUCUGUCGCCAAUGCUGGGGAAGCGCCCGGCGAUGUACGGGGGCGGCGGCGACGGGGGCUGCGGCGGCGACGAGGUGACGGGCGGAGGCGGCGGCGGGGGCGCGAACGAGGAGGAGACGUCGGACGACGGGUCGCAGCUGGGCGGCGAGAAGAAGCGGCGGCUGAACGUGGAGCAGGUGCGGACGCUGGAGAAGAACUUCGAGGUGGCCAACAAGCUGGAGCCGGAGCGCAAGAUGCAGCUGGCCCGCGCGCUGGGGCUGCAGCCCCGGCAGGUGGCCAUCUGGUUCCAGAACCGCCGCGCCCGGUGGAAGACAAAGCAGCUGGAGAAGGACUACGACGUGCUCAAGCGCCAGUUCGACGCCGUCAAGGCCGAGAACGACGCCCUCCUCUCCCACAACAAGAAGCUCCAGUCCGAGUGCUUGCAGAAAGGUUGUUGGAAGCGGCGCCCAUGCCCACGCCUUUCCAUCUACACCUGCGAAAUCGUCAUCGUUGAGCUGAGCAGGCACAGUAGCUUUUCGGAAAGGCCCAGCAGAAUAUGGCAGCGUCCGCAGCAGAUACUGGGACUGAAGGGCUGCAGGGAGGCGGCGUCGGAGCUGAUCAACCUCAACAAGGAGACGGAGGCGUCCUGCAGCAACCGCAGCGAGAACAGCUCCGAGAUCAACCUCGACAUCUCGCGCACGCCGCCGUCCGACGGCCCCAUGGACGCUCCGCCGUCGCACCAGCAGGGGGGCGGCAGCGGCGGGGGAAUGAUCCCCUUCUACCCCUCCGUCGCACGCCCAUCCGCCGGCGUCGACAUCGACCAUCUCCUCCACGCCUCCGUCCCCAAGAUGGAGCACCACCACGGCGGCCCCGACACGGCCAGCUUCGGCAACCUCCUCUGCGGCGUCGACGAGCCGCCGCCGUUCUGGCCGUGGGCGGACCACCAGCAGUUCAACUGA